Messenger RNA from Mollisia scopiformis, 1972 nucleotides. RefSeq names its product cytochrome P450. NCBI's taxonomy places the organism in Eukaryota, Fungi, Ascomycota, Leotiomycetes, Helotiales, Mollisiaceae. The transcript has 4 exons. The coding region runs from base 234 to 1793 and encodes 519 amino acids. Gene Ontology annotation, molecular function: heme binding; steroid hydroxylase activity; oxidoreductase activity, acting on paired donors, with incorporation or reduction of molecular oxygen. The record is from RefSeq and is a predicted model, not a curated record.
CUCUCACAGCCUGUCGACAGCCGCUGUCGACAGGCUGUGGAACUUCCACAGCUGUGGAACUAAUCCACAGGUUCACCACACCAUCUCGGAACAGGGUGUUCCGCUAAGGUAGGCAUUUGUUGGCGAUUCAUUGGUACCACCUCACUGGGAAGACAAGGUAACAUUAGCAACAUGGUAAAUAGAGAAGAACCGCAUGGUCGCCUUCAUGGAGUCAAAUGAGUCAGAAGGAGAACAUGGCAAUUGCUUUAGCUCUCGGAACGAUAUUUCUUAUUCCAUUCUUGUUCAAUUAUGCUGUAGCUUGGAUCAUGUACUACUGGGGUCACUGGUGGGAGCAUGAUACACAAAUUCCCCCUGAGUAUCCAUCAUUCUUCCCUUAUUUGGGAUCUGCCAUUCCAUUCAUCCUGGACAACCAGAACUUUCUGAAGCGUGCAACGUCUAUCUCUGGGAAAUUGACAUCAGCGCGAAUAUGUUUCUUGGGGAGCGAUAUAUAUCUCUUCCAGGAUCGUGAGACUGUUGCUAGAAUUUGGAAGCAACCGCUAUUAGGGAGUCCGAUUGAGGUCUACAGUUACACACUCAAAAAUUUCUUCGGAAUGCACGACAGGGCACUUUCAAGCUAUAGACAGGACAACUCUGGCCCUUUCACAAAACCGUUUCCAGGAACUAAUGUCCCUUCUGAAAGCCGCGUGGAUCAUAUCACUCACAAAGGAUUUCUAAGAGCUCUCAGUGGACCAGGAUUGAUGCCAACGACUCAUCGUUUCAUGCAAGGACUCGAAAGGAGAUUUGAUGACUUACAUUUAUCAACAGAAUGGACACAAUACCCUAGUAUUGUGGAGUUCUUUCAAGACAUUGUAGGAGGGUCGUUGUUACAGGCUAUCUUUGGACCUACUCUAUUGCAUCUCAACCCAACCUUCAUACAAGACUUGUGGCAAUUUGAUAACAAUGUCCCACGGCUUGCUCGAGGAAUGCCCGCAUUCAUCCUGCCCAAGCCAUAUAGGACUCGACAACGACUUAGAGACCAGCUAAAAAAUUGGUAUGCUUACGCCAGAGAACAUUUCGAUGAAUCACUAGUCCAGACGGAUGGCGAUGGCGACCCAAUUUGGGGCUCAGAGCUCAUGAGAUAUCGACAGAGAACGGUACUACAAGUACCCAAUCAUGACGAUGAAUCUCUCGCUUCCGCAGAUCUUGGGUUGGCUUGGGGGUCGGUUGGAAACACUAUACCAUGCGCAAUGAUGGCAAUUAUACAUAUUUUCAAGGACCAAAGCCUCCUUGCGCGUGUUCGACUGGGCCUCAGAGACGGCUACGGUGAAAUCUCCGGCGCAGAUGUCGAGCCCAAAAGACUCACUCAGGACCCACUUCUCUCUUCCAUCUACGCAGAGACUCUUCGUUUGUACGUCCAAUGCUACUUUGUAGUGAGCUCGCCACUUCUUGAUGUUUCACUUGGCAAGUGGUGGUUCCCGAAAGGCAACAUCGGCCUUGUCAAUUCAGGUAUUUCUCACAUGGACAAAUCUUUCUGGAACACCAAACGAGGAGCCUAUCCUGUUCAGUCAUUCUGGGCUGAUAGAUUUCUCCGAGACUCGUCUGAUCCAACGAGCGGGCCCAUGAACCCCGACCUUGAAAAUGAUGCAUCGAGCAGUAGGAAUGUUGGGGGCGGUGAAUCUUCGUUCUCAUUGGACAGCCUUGAGGGGUCAUGGAUACCCUUUGGAGGCGGACAUGCGAUCUGCCCAGGGCGCUUCUUGGCGAAGCAUGCCAUAAUUUUUUACAUGCGCCCUAAUAACGAGUCGGUACGACGUUGAAAUCCCUACCGAUGUCGAAGUGGGCUCUUGGAAAUUCGGACUGGGGGUAUCACCGCCUAAAUCUAAAGUUCCAUUCCGCAUACGGAAGAGGACGGGAUGACUCGGCCCCGGGAUUGACCGGUAAACUAAUUUUGGUGGGCGUGGAACGUAGGUAGCAAGGACAUUUACGGGAAUACAGG